Aspergillus caelatus is the source of this 906-nucleotide messenger RNA. Its product is annotated as SRR1 family protein. The coding region runs from base 1 to 906 and encodes 301 amino acids. The record is from RefSeq and is a predicted model, not a curated record. The transcript is spliced from 2 exons. Lineage: Eukaryota; Fungi; Ascomycota; Eurotiomycetes; Eurotiales; Aspergillaceae.
AUGGCCGACUUCCACAAAGUUCAUGAGCUGGGUCUGGACGAGGAAACCACCUUCAAGAUACUGGAGAGGCUCGAGCACAUCAGUCAAUUAUACAGGACAGGAAAGCCUCUCUUCCCUCGUCGUCUGCUAGAAGACCUCAGUCGCCAGAUUGACGAAGGGAAGGAAGAAGUGUACAUUCCAGACUUCGACGACGUGCCCCAGGUUUACAGCCUUAAAGUCCCCAAUUGGUGCACAGAUUUUGCCAACACCUAUCGCAUCAACUACCAAAGUAUCCACUAUCUGGGCUGUCCCACUCCGUUCUGUCCGGAGUUCGUCCUACGCAGCGACCAUGCCCCGGUCACUAUCGGGUACAUGCGCUCCUCAGGCCCAAGUGGAAGUACAUUCGAGGCCAUUCGCGGAGCUUUCGUCAAACAGCGCCAGAUAUGGCUGGAGAGUCCUGGUCAUCGAAAUCUAGAACACCAUCUGACCACUCUCAAGACCACAGCACAUAUUCGGAAGAUAGUCUGUUUUGGUCUAGGCUCCCUCGGAAGGCUGUGCGGCUACCACUGUACGCGGGCCCAUACGCAACAUGCUGCGGUAGAGACAAUGGUGGCGUUGUUAGCCAAGAGAGGCCUGAAUGGCAGUCAUGAGAUCAAAUGUUAUGCGCAGGACCCAGUUUACGACGAGGUCGAUCAGGAGUUUCUCAGAAGCAUCGGGAUCACCCCAUUGGAAGACCCAAAAGGAUUCCUUGAAGUUGAUGAACACACGCUGGUAUUUUCCGUUAGCCCCAACGUUCCGGUCAAACAGAUCGUUACCGACCUUCACUGGCCUGCCGCAAUGAUAUGGAACACUGUGACCCCAUCAGAGAAGGAUAAAUGCUGGAUCAAGCGCACAGAGAAGAAUGGAACAGUCAAUUGGACAUGGUAA